GGUCGACCGACCAUUUUAUUGAGUCCUCGAUUAUGGAGAAUUCGGUCGUCCAAGACUACGCGAAGGUACUCAGCACGUGUGACCUUUGUCGACGACGCAAAUCUCGAUGCAUAAAAAAACAUCCCAAUGACAUCGCCUGCACUUUCUGCAUGAGCAGAGGCGAAAGCUGCCAUUUCUCAUUCAUCAAGCAGCGAAAGUCUCGCCAAAUCAGACCUGCCUCUCGAGGUAGCUCGAUUGAGCCCGUAGCAACUCCCUGCGCCUUAUCGCAGCUGCCACCAUCGGCAUCUUCAAUCCAAUCCAGUGUGCCCGCAGUACAUGCAAGUCAGCCGUCACCUGAAUCAUCAGAUUCUAACGCGGUUGAAACCACGGAGGCAGAUGGCGUCACUUUCCAGCGGACUAGCAACAAGUACAUCACAAGCUGUGGUCUGGCAUUCUUCUCGGAAAAUAACCUGGCAGAAUUAGCACGGCGGCUAGGCCACGACCGCGUCCGAAUCUUGUUGCAUGAGCUUGGAGCGAGCUCCAGGGCGAAUCAGGCAACCUCCAUCAGCCGUGUUGUCAAGACUCAACCAUUUGAUGCAACGACUGUGCUCCAGCCACUUACAAAUGAAAUGCGAGCCACAUAUAUCGACGCCUUUUUCGCGGAGAUCUACCCGAUUUACCCCUUCUUGGACAAGCAGGCUUUCCAAGAUGCAGCGCUCGGUCCGCUCGCAACGGAAAAACUUCGAAAUGACAAGUCGUGGGCACUUCUGUAUUGCACAAUCUUGAGCUUGGGAAUUCUGGCGCGCGAACAAGGCUCGUUUCAACCAAUGCAAGGCUCAUCGUGGAAGUUGUUCUCCUAUAUUCUGGGGUCAUUUUGCGACGUCUUGUUCGCCAGAAAGUCUCUCCUAAUUGCACAAACACUUACAGCCAUGGCCAUCUUCGCCAUGGUCCAUUCCAGCUGGCCAGUGGAAGAGCUACUGAUCACAGAGGCCGCACGCAUUGCUUUAGCUCUGCAUUUAAACAAGCAGGCACCAAGUCGAAUCGAUUCUGCAGAAAGGCAGAGGACAUUCUGGGUGAUCUAUUGUAUUGAGAAGGAAUAUUGUUUCCAGUCCACGCAAUCUUCAGUGUUUAAUGAUGUCGAUAUCAGCUGCCCGAUCCCUGCGGCCAUCGAUGUAGCCGACAGCGAUGUUGAUUGGCUCCGGGUACAGGUUGACUUGAGCAAAAUAAUCUCGAAUGCUUCUGUAACAUUGUUUUCGGCACUGUCAAGGUCCCGAAGCGCCGAGUCUUGCGAACGCGAAAUCUGUCGCAUCAGGAAUGAUCUUGAAGCAUGGAAAGCAUCUCUACCUGAACACAUCCGACCCGAUUACCCCAUUCGACAACGAUACUUGACCAAACCAUCUUCCCUGUACGCGACAUUACAGACCCAAAUGCUUUACUAUAACCUGCAGAUAGCGAUCUGCAGACUCUUGAUACACGUCAACGUUGACCGACGUUGCAUGGCCGUGGCAGAAAGCAAAUCGAUGCUGAUGAAAACCGCACGGAGGAUCGUUGAGUUAAUGUCGUUUAUUCCAAUCGAGCCUUCAACUUCCAUGAACAUCAUCGGAUUGACACCUAUCGUCGCAACCUUCAUUCUCUUUGACCUGGUCAUCUACAAUCCUGACCAUUCGGAAACCCCGCACAACCUGAUUUUCCUGGAUAUUGCGGCUGGUUAUUUCCAGCGGCUCCACGUUCUCACCGGGUCUUCAAAUAAUGGCCAUCUUAUGGCUGAUAUGACCCGGAUCGCUCGGGAAUAUACGGCCGCAAAAUGCCAGGGCAGAUCAGAGAGUGUUCCUAAUGCCCAAUUACGCCACGGCGGUAUAGGGGCACCGGUUGAUGCGACCGCAUCUGCUGAUCAUGGUAACGUCGACCUUGAACCGCCGAAUAAUCGGGUGUCCAUCCCAGAUUUAACUCAGGAUGCAUUGUCAGAAGCUAAUUAUAUAAACUUGAUGGAUUACCCCGCCGUCGACGCUCUGUACGGGCUCGAUGGGUUUUAUGGCGACGAGUUCAGUAUGGUAUCAAGCAUUCUAGGCCAGCAGCCUCUCUUCAACUUUGCGGAAUCGGAUGACAUGUUCGGAUGACUCGAGUGGCCGAGGGUCAGGUGUUUGAAUUGCGUUCAAUGGUCACCAUAGUAAAGUAUGGCAUUUGUACCAUGUGCAAUUUGCGGACUGUGUAGUAUCAUAUGGGUCUGAAUUCUCAC
This is a messenger RNA of Exophiala mesophila, 2215 nucleotides long. RefSeq lists its product as uncharacterized. Gene Ontology annotation, molecular function: DNA-binding transcription factor activity, RNA polymerase II-specific; zinc ion binding; DNA binding. NCBI's taxonomy places the organism in Eukaryota, Fungi, Ascomycota, Eurotiomycetes, Chaetothyriales, Herpotrichiellaceae. Gene Ontology annotation, biological process: DNA-templated transcription; regulation of DNA-templated transcription. The record is from RefSeq and is a predicted model, not a curated record. The transcript is spliced from 9 exons. The coding region runs from base 33 to 2096 and encodes 687 amino acids.